Molecule: messenger RNA, 8986 nt
Organism: Micropterus dolomieu (smallmouth bass)
Lineage: Eukaryota; Metazoa; Chordata; Actinopteri; Centrarchiformes; Centrarchidae
Gene: phldb1b
Product: pleckstrin homology-like domain, family B, member 1b
Exons: 26
Coding region: 233-5221 (1662 amino acids)
Biological process (GO): regulation of microtubule cytoskeleton organization
Cellular component (GO): basal cortex
Molecular function (GO): protein binding
Source: RefSeq, a predicted model, not a curated record
GUUUAGUGGAGCAAGCAGCAACAGGUCCACCUCCUGAGUGGAAAUUUGUGGAGGAUUCUGCACCGGUAGCUUUAGACAAAGGACUGGGAUCAAGACAAAGAGACAAUCUGUGUUUCAAAGAAGCGGCGGAAAGUGAAGUUGAAUUCACAUUUUGGCAGUCUUGGAUGUGUCCUGUGCUAACUUAAGUUCACACUGAUAGAACUGAGUCAGUAGCCAGGAGCGGCUCUUUGCCAUGGAGGCUAUGCAUUUGCUGGACAACUGGAGAGAGGAUCUUCAUGUGUCACAGGGAGCCGUGGACAGCUCAGUGGACAUGGACCGCCUGAACAGGAACAUGCCUGAGUGUGGACGGAAAACCCAUCAAGUGUUGCAGAGCACCCCGCUGGAUCUUAUUGAGACCGGAAAGGGGCUGAAGUUCCAGGCAGAGCGCCCACAUCUGGUCAGCCUGGGUAGUGGACGACUGAGUACAGCCAUCACCCUGCUGCCCCUGCCUGAGGGCCGGACCACACUGGGUCAUGGUUCCAUGGACAUCAACAUCCAGGGGCCCGGGGUGGCAGCUCAGCACUGCUACAUAGAGAACAGGUCGGGGGUCAUCACGCUGCACCCCUGUGGAAACCUCUGUGCUGUUGACGGUCUCCAGGUCACACAACCCAUGCGCCUGUCUCAAGGCUGUAUGCUGUGUUUUGGCCAGUCAGCCUUCUUCCGCUUCAACCAUCCUGAAGAAGCCUUCAGGAUGAAGAGCAUGGUGCCCCAAGGAGGAAGUGUCUCCACCAGGGACUACAGACCAUGUCCAGACACCGAGAGCUUGGUCAAUGGGAAUCACCAGGCCAGUGCAGCCCAGUCUCCCCCUGCUCCUGGAGAGAGAGUCCAGUCUGAGCACAGUGCAAUCGUCAGCUCUAUUGAGAAGGACCUCCAGGAUAUCAUGGACUCCCUAGUCAUGGAUGACUCCCAGCCUUCUUCCUCAGAAGGCAAAAAGCCUCCUGGAGGCCAACCCAUUCCCCACUCCCCUCUGUCGCCUUUGGUCAAUGGAGGGGGCCGCUAUCUGCUGUCCCCUCCUACCAGCCCCGGUGCAAUGUCUGUAGGGUCCAGCUAUGAGAAUACAUCCCCUCCUUUCUCUCCCCUGUCCUCCCCUUCAGCAGCCAGCAGUGGGAGCUUCACAAGCCCGUCUCCUAGUGGAGGACCCCAGGACCAGAGUUCUUCUCUGCCGCCAGUGCCUGUACGUUCCUCUAGCUACAACUUCACCACCCAGCCUCCACCUGUACCCCAGCCACGGACCAUACUGCCUAACUUCAGCAGUGGUGGGGUGGGCCAGAAGGUUCAGGAAAGCCCCAGGCUGCAGAGGAAGGUCUUAACAGAGUCUCCUCCGAGCCCCAAGCCAAGCCGCAGAGGACUAGGCCAAGAUGGGUCUGAGAGCCCCCGACAGACUCCCCUUCUGUCCUCUAAUGAAUCUCUCAGUAGUAGAAACAUUGUGCCAAGUAGCCCCCGGCUCACUCCCAAAUUCCCUACCUGUUCAUCCCCGUCACCCUCCAGUCCCAGGACCAAGACAACCACAGUGCUCCAGGAAAGGCCUGCCAGCCCUUUCAGAGAGCAGAACAGUCUAGCUGAUUUCUCUAUAACCUCCAGCCCCUCCAGGCAACUUUCCCAACCCACCAAAGCCUUCCAGCCUCCCCUGGACCCUAUCAUCCAUAUCAUCCAAGGAUCGCCGCUCCAGCAGCAUCCACGUUCACUGCAGCCUCCUGAAAGCCCCCGCAUGGCUAGGAGAAACAUGGAGCUGAACGGUGGAAGUGGAGGGGGCAGCAGUAUGAGAGAGCUGCCACCUCUUAGCCCCUCAAUAGCUCGGAGAGGGGUCCCGGUACUCCCAGGGGCGCUCCCAGGGACAGUCCCCACUUUGAGGACUCCAGAUAGCCCCUCAAGUCUAAGCAAGUUUGUCCCAGAGAGUCCCAGGCUCCGACGCAAGUCCGGAUCUACAUCCGAGGAGCUGAUGUGCAGCAGGGGGAUCCGAGCCCGCAGUCCGUCGCCUACCUCUAUGUUGAUGGAGGGUGGUGGUGGUGCUGGAGUACGGAAGGCAAGCUUUGGGAAUUCCCUGUCACCUGCUUACAGUCUGGGCUCCCUGCCUGGCUCGUCCCCCGUAGCCAGCCCCAGGACCCACAGGAAGAUGUCCGCAGGGAGACCCCACCCUGGGAUGAGGGAGAGGAAGAACAGCAUCACAGAAAUCAGCGACAACGAGGACGAGCUGCUUGAGUACCACCGACGACAGAGAGAGGAGAGGCUUCGAGAGCAGGAAAUGGAGAGACUGGAGAGACAGCGACUUGAGACCAUCCUAAACCUCUGUGCCGAAUACAACAAAGGAGAGAGCCCUGGCCUGGACCCCCUAGGCUCGGGGAGGACAGGUUUUCCCGGGGGGCUGACAGAUGGCUUUGGUCGGAGACCGUCCAUGGAGAAUGUCCUAGGAGGGACACUGUCCUCGGCCGCGCUCCGCCUGGCGCAGAGACAGAGAGAGAGUGACGAGGAGAACCUGAAGGAGGAGUGUAGUAGUACAGAGAGCACUCAUCAGGAGGUGAGGACAUCGCCUGCUCCCAGCACAGCAUCAGCACUGCACAAUGGAGAUAGACAGCAUGAGGACUCACCCAGUUCAGGCAGCGCCGGUCGCCUGGAGCUGGGUUACCUGGAGGACGAGCGGGUUCGUGUUCUCGCUCGGAUUGAUGAGCUCAAAACCCGGCUGACGGAGCUGGAGCAGCAACACCAGGAGUCCAAACAAGAGGCAGAGAUGGAGCGUGCCCUGCUGCAGGGCGAGAGGCAGGCGGAGCUCGACCAGAUGGAGGCUGAAACGGACAUCAUCACUCAGCUGCAGCACAAGCUGGACGAGCUGGAGAGCGCCAUCCAGAGGGAGAAAGACAAGGAGAGGGCUAAUGUUGAGGCCGAGCGCCGGGCCCUGCAGAGCCUCCAGGAGGGCUACGCUGAGUUGAAGAACCAGCUUCAUAACUGUCCCGAGUCCCUGCGGGAACAGUUGCAGGAACAGCUCAAAAGGGACGGAGAGGCCCUGGAAGCAGGAACCAAAAAGUUUGAGGACCUGGAGUUUCAGCAGCUGGAGAGAGAAAGCAGCCUGGAGGAGGAAAGAGAAACCAUCAGCCAGCAGCUGCUCCAGGAGAGAGCAGAGUACCACAGCAGUGUGGCCAAGAGGAAGGAGAAGGUGUCUGCUCUGGAGAAUCAGGCCAACCAGCUCGGCCUGCAGGCGUCUCAGGAGUGUGACCGGCUGGCCAAAGACAGGACCCUCACACUGCAAAUGCUCCAAAAGGAGAAGGAGAGGCUGUCUGCCCUGGAGAAGAGAUACCACAGCCUGACGGGUGGAAAGGGCUUUCCCAAGUCCUCCACUGCAAUGAGAGAGGAAGCGCUCCAUAUCAGCGAGGCUGACCUGUUGUUGGAGGAUGUCUACUCCUCCCAGCAUUCCCUCUGUCGAGCCUCUCCUUCCUACUUACAUCCCUCCCCUCCCUGUCAGUUGUACCCCAGCAGCCCUACGGAGGAUUACAUGAAGCUGUCGGAUGUCUAUAAGAUGUACGGCAGCAGCGGCCACCACGAAGGCAGCAAGCCCACCUCUCACAGCCGCUCGUUUGCCAUAGAUGCUGCGUUAGCUGGCGCCUGUGAGGAGUAUGUGACAGUGGGCCAGUUAAAUCAGAUGUAUGGGAUGCCAAAGGUGGAGUCGUCCCCUACUUCCCCGCUUCGCCAGUCCCUGCAGCCUGGAGCAGUAGACCCCGCCUUCUCCUGCCUCCCCUCUCCUCAUGGCUCCUCCCUCUCUCUCUCUGUGGAGUACCAGUCUGAGAGCGGUAGGCCUCACAACCCCAGGCUAGAUUUAGAGCAGUGGUACCAGGAGCUGAUGGCUUGCUCCAGCCAGCUCUGUCCUCCCCCUCUGCCAGCCAAGUCUCUGUCGGGCCGCAGGCCUGUGCUGCAGGUGUUCCGCUCUAAGCUGGACAGUGAUCCAGGCCUGUCUCUUCAUCAGCCUAAGUCGGGCUCUGCAUCCCCUCUGCAGCACGGAGCAGCGACACUGGGACGCAACACAAGCUCAAAGAGCCCUCUUCUGGCGGCCAACAGCACUGGCAGUCUGCCCAGGAACCUGGCUGCAACCCUGCAGGACAUUGAGACCAAGAGACAGCUCGCUCUGCAGCAGAAAGGUCAGCAGGUGAUCGAAGAGCAGCGUCGUCGUCUGGCCGAGCUCAAACAGAGAGCGGCGGCGGAGGCUCAGUGUCAGUGGGAUGCGCUCCACGGUUCUCAGCCGCACCUCAUGACUUCGACCUCCUCAUCACCUUCCUACUCCCCGGUCAUGGCCUACAGCCCUGCGCUGAGCCACAGCUCUAUGGGCCCUCCUCCUCUGGUUCACCACUCCAUCCUGCACCACCAGCCCCCAUCAGCCGGAGAGCAGCCCUAUGACACGUUGAGCCUGGAGAGCUCCGACAGCAUGGACACCAGCGUGUCCACGGGGAACAACUCGGCCUGCUCACCAGAUAACAUGUCCAGUGUUGGUGGAGCGGACACGCUGAAGAUUGAGGAGAUGGAGAAAAUGCUGAAGGAGGCGCAGCUGGAGAAAGCCAGACUUAUCGAAUCGCGGGAACGAGAGAGCCUGGCUCGCCGUCAGAUGCUGGAGGAGGAGAGGAGGAGGAGGGAGGAGGCCGAGAAGCGACUGCAGGAUGAAACUUUCCACCGGCAGCAGCUAGUGGAGAAGGAGGUCAAGAUGAGGUCCAAGAACUUCUCUCAGGCCCGUCCUAUGACUCGCUACCUGCCCAUCCGGAAGGAGGAGUUCGACCUGCGCUCGCAUGUGGAGUCGUCGGGCCACAGCGUGGACACCUGCUACCAUGUCAUCCUCACAGAGAAGAUGUGCAAGGGCUACCUGGUGAAGAUGGGAGGCAAGAUCAAGUCCUGGAAGAAACGCUGGUUCGUCUUCGACCGCCUCAAAAGGACCUUCUCCUACUAUGUUGACAAACACGAGACCAAGCUGAAGGGUGUGAUCUACUUCCAGGCCAUAGAAGAGGUCUAUUAUGAUCACCUCCGCAGUGCCACAAAGAAGGGAUUUUUCAACUUGAAUAUGACAAGUAGCCCAAACCCCGCCCUGACGUUCUGCGUAAAGACCCACGACCGGCUCUACUACAUGGUGGCCCCCUCAGCAGAGGCCAUGAGGAUCUGGAUGGAUGUGAUCGUCACAGGAGCAGAGGGAUACACACAGUUCAUGAACUGAGAGAGACACGCACAGUGCAGAGAGCGCAGGCGACGAGCAUUUCGGCAGGGACUCUCCCAUCACAGACUCUACAGGCCCUCCAUGUUUCCAGUCCGCAGCGGACACAACGCCUUGUUUUGUUACUUAUCAUUUUUAAUCUCACACUUUGAUUAGAUGUUUUCACCUCCACAUUUUCUACGUGAUUCAGUUUGGAUUAAAAAAGGGAGCUGUUGGAGGACACACACUUACACACACCUCUGUAUAUAAACCAAAAUGUAUACCUAUCAGAGACUUUUAAAAAGCCUUUCUAUAUUGCCAAAUGGAGAUCUUGUAGUUACUGUUUGUUGGUCCUUUUAUAUUAUUUGUUUCCUUUCUUUUUUCUUUUUUUUUUUUUUUACUUAUACAAAAAAUUGCCAAAUGACAUAAUGCCAAUGUUUUGUUUGAGUGUUCGUCACGACUAUGCUCAGUUCAGACAGAAAGAGUUUAAAAGAAUCUCCAAUCAAAUGGUGUAAACAAUUUAGAAAUAUAUUUGACAGAAUCUUAUUCAAAAUGUAUGAAUCUAUGAGAAAUAACAGAAAUCAGUCAGUCAGCAGGAGAUUAUCUAGGAGCCCAGCACACUUGUCUUUAACAGUGAAACACAGUAAAACAUUGCAUCAACCAAGUCCACAAGUCACCUCACCUCACUGCUGCCCUUAGACUAAAGACUAAAAUUAAAUCAAGUGCAGCAUCCAUAACACAUUAAGGGAUCCGGAGCUACAGGCUAGACUGUACUUCACAUAGGCUUACCAAAGUAAUCAGAGGUAUUCUGUUAAGACUGACCCACUACAGCUCAGGAGUUCACUCUGCCGUUCUCACUAUGGUUCGAUGAACAUGUGGUUUGAAAAGCUGGUCCUGAUAUUAGUAUUGAAGCUGCUGAUAAACAUUGUUUGGUUGUUGUAUCAUUAUUAAAAUAUUACUCGAAAGCUCCAGUAAACCCAGAAUAAUGAAGUACUUUCAGGAUUAGAACGUUAGUGUAACAUUUUGGGAAAUAAAAUUAUUUGCAUCCAGCUCCAAAGCUUUCAAAGGAGUUAGAGAGCUAGACAAAGAUGGAUAGCGCUCUCAUGUCUGUAUGCUAAAUAGGAAGCUAGCGCAAGACAGUUAGCUUAGCAAUGCGUAAGACUGGAAGUGGAGGAAAACUGCUAGCCUGGCCUGUUUAAUCUGAACAAAAUCGACAAGUUGUGGUUUAACAGGGAGUUACGUGCUGGAAGUUCUUUUCGGUUUGGCCAGUGACUCCUACCUCUGCUUCCAGUGUUUAUGCUAAGAGCUGCCUGGCUCUGGCCUAAUUCUCUAAAUUUAAACUGCUUUCUCGCCAAGAGUUGGUUGAGAAGACUGAUGCCACUCUCGAAUGUUUACGCUAAAUAUGAAACUACAGCAGCUGGUUAGCUUAGCAGAAAGACUGGUAGCAAGGUGAGACAGCUAGCUGGUUUCUGUUCUAAAACACAGUAACAUGUUAUGUUUCUUGUAUGAGUGGUACGCAGAUUAUUUUUACCUUUCGACAGAGCCAGGCUUGCCUUUUCCCCUUGCUUCCAGUCAUUAUGCUAGGCUAAGCUAACGUUAACUGGCUCUAGCUUCAUAUUUAACUUAGCGAGCAAGCAAAAAGCAAAUAAGUGCAUUCCCCCAAAAUGCCUGUUAAUAGAAAAAGUCAGGCACUUUAAAAAAAAAAUACACUUAAUGUAUCCCUCAUACGGAUUUUUCCCUUUUCCUGGGACACUUUAUAUCUGUAUCCAGUCUUUGCGCUAAGCUAGGCGGGAACAAUCUAGGCUCAACAUGCUUAUAAAAAACUCCUCCAAACGUAACAAUUUACAAUGUAUUGAAAGUGGUCAAUCCAUUAUAUCAUUUGGAAGACACUCACCAAAUCAGAGGCUGACUCCCCAAAACCCAUGUAUGUUGGUCAACCAUAGCUGCCACAUUGUCAUUGUACUGAAUAUGUUGAACAUGAUUAUCAAACCGUCUGAGUGAUGCUGCCAUGUUGCCAACUCAAGGUGCAAACUGCAUAUCUAUGUGUCCUCACGCAUAAACAGAAAAAGCUCAUCUAUUUGCCAAGUAGCCUUUAGCUAACUUGAUGAUGCGACUACACAGCUGGGAAGCAGCCAUCAUCACUGCCAGCCUAAAGCGCAACCACGAGAGGGCGCGACAGCGACCACCCCCAACACAGGAUCAAAAAUAUGGACUCAUGCAAUUUAGAACUGUGCCUUGACUAUGUGUUAUUGACCAGUCCAGAUUUUGUAGCCUCCUCGCUGGGAGGCUACAAUUGUGUGAAUGAAUUUUAAUUUGUUUCUGAGCUGCAGUGCAGGAUGUGGACAGGUCUGCAUGUUUGUUUUUUUUUUACACCACCAUGGGGACAUCUGCCUGUAGCAUCGUUACAGGUAGAGAUACAGAAGGCUCUGAGCACAGUGUGGGAUCAUCAAGGUUGUUAUUUAACUCUGAAUGCACAAAAUAUUGUGUUCAUUUGUAAAAGGAGCACGCCACCAAUUUUACAUGUCAAAGUCCGUUCACUCAUCAAGGGGAGUACUAUUCAGCCUGUGACAACAGUUGUAUAGUGUCUUCUGUGGCUCCGCAGGAGCUUUGAGGCUGUGAAUAUACCCCUGAUGAUGUAGUCAUGACAUUUUUAUCAAGCUCCUUUUGCAAAAUUCCAGCUAAUAUGUACAUUCAGUAUUGGUUUACCAGGUUUACUUUGUCAGUUCAGAUUAUUCUGUAAAUCAUACCAAAUUCUGGGUUCUUGGAGGUAAAAAAAACAAAAUGGAACUAAAUACCCUCUUGAAAUUCACAAAAACCUCCCUCCCUGCUCUGAAUCCCCACUGAGUAGAGGCCUGAGUGCAUGAGGACGGAUAAAGAAAUCUUGUAUCUUCAGCUUUAACGGACUGUAACUGACCGGGCUCACCUGGCGUCGUCUCCUCGUCAAAAUGUUACCACAUUGUGAAUCUAUUGAUCGGCCGUGAAACGUGACAGUUUGUAGUUAUACAGAUGCCGGAUGCUGUUUUCUUUCGUAGAAGCCGAGGACAAACUACGCUGUGAUUUUUGGAGCAUGUGAAACUGUUGUUUAGUUUCAUGUGUUGGUACAGUAAUGAUAAUUUAUGGUUGUGGUGCCUGAGAUAGUGACAUGUUUACUUCUAGAAAAAAAAGAAGACGACUAGUGAAAAGACCUUAAUAUAUUCUGUCCCCCUUGCCUUUACUUUCCCCGCACAGUUAACAUGUGCAAACCAAACUAUUCAACACUGGCAAGGCUGUUAAAUCAUGUCUGUUGAUAGUAGGUGGUAUAUACAUUACUGUUGUUAUCUAUGUUGAAAAGAAAGGAAACUAAAUAUACUGUAAAGAGGAUGCCUGAAUGAAAAAAAUAAUCUUGCUAUUGAAAUGAAUUGAAACAGUAUUGUAUGAAAAGAAUUACAAUUUUUACUUAUUUUUGUCAUUUUAGAAAUUUUAUUGUCAGCCACGUUACAUUUCAAAUUGUACGGUAGUGAUGUAUCAAUCUACCUUUUUUUUUUUUUUUUUUUUUUUACUGGUACAGCAGAACACACACAUGCGUGCGCGCGCACAUACACACACACACACACACUAUAUAACACCUAGCACUCAUGAGACUGUACUUUUGUUUUUCUAGAAAGUAGAUCCUGUUUCAUACACACACACACACUCAAUCAGUACUCGGACCAUACUGUGUUAUUGGUACCCUGUAUGUCUCAUGUGUUACUUUCACAUAUGAAUAAUAUGGAUUUUGUCAAAUCUAUUAAAAACAGAACUGUUACAGAA